AUGGGGUAUUGCAGUCUAAGAGGUUUGCUUGAUUUCCCUCUGCUAUCUGUUUUGUGCUUAGGUGACUGCCAGCUGCAAACACCUUGUCGAAUCCAGAAGUGCACCACCGAUUUUGUAUCCUUAACUUCACAUCUAAACUCUGCUCUUGAGAGUUUUGAUUUGGAGUUCUGUAAGGCCCUGCGAGCGUACUCUGCCUGUACCUAUCGCAAUUCCAAAGUAUGCCGUGGAAACCUAGUCUACCAUUCUGCAGUGCUUGGGAUCAGCGACCUCAUGAGCCAGAGAAACUGUUCCAAAGAUGGACCCACAUCCUCCACCAGCCCUGAAAUGACGCGUGAUCCCUGCACUUACAGUGGCUACACAGAAGCCAGAGAACAUCAGGGAGGUGAGAAGACUUCUCCUCCUACUUACCUAUUUUGUGGCUUGUUUGGUGAUCCUCAUCUGAGGACUUUUAAGGAUCACUUCCAGACAUGCAAAGUGGAAGGUGCUUGGCCCCUCAUAGACAAUAACUUCUUAUCAGUGCAAGUGACCAACGUGCCUGUGGUCCCAGGAUCCAGUGCUACUGCUACAAAUAAGAUAACUGUUAUCUUUAAAUCCUACCAAGACUGUACAGACCAGAAAGUAUAUCAAGCAGUGACUGAUGACUUGCCGGCAGCUUUUGUUGAUGGUACAACAAGUGGAGGUGAUGAGAAUACCAAGAGCUUGCGAAUUUUGGAGAAAGUCAGUGGCGAAUACGUUGAAAUGCACGCCAGGUACAUUGGGACCACAGUGUAUAUACGCCAGCUUGGGCACUACUUAACGUUGUCCAUUCGCAUGCCUCAAGAGUUGGUCAUGGCCUACAAGGAGAGCCAGGAUCUGCAGCUGUGUGUGAACGGUUGCCCUUUAAGUGAACGUAUUGAUGAUAGUGGCCGCUUACCAUUGCCUGUGAUGGGGCAGUUGCUCCCUCAGGGUGGUGCUGCUCAUGCCCGGCCAGUGUACACACUGGAUACUGCCACCACCAAAUGCCACGAGAAGAUGCUGGUGAAGGACAUCUAUUUUUACUCAUGUGUAUUUGACCUACUCACCACUGGUGACACUAACUUCACAGCUGCUGCUCACAGUGCCUUGCAGGAUGUGGAGGCACUGCACCCCAGGAAAGAGCACUGGCAUAUCUUUCCAAGCAGUGGAGGUGGUGGUGUGGGCAAGGGUAGCAAAUUCUUUCUUGGUCUUGGACUUGUGUGCUUGAUCUUUGUUGCAUUUCUGUAGGUUUUUUGUCUAUUAACAAAGCUUUGAAAUAUAUAUUGUCAUAAUAUAUUGAGUAAAGGUGAGUAUAUAUGUUUAUACCAUGUAUAUGAAGGGAUGUUUUGUCUUGGGACACCCACCAGAUUGUACAUACUGUGUUAACUGUUUUCAUGUAUGUUUGAUGUAAUAUUCUUUGUAUCUAUUUGUUUUGCAGUUUAUAAUGUCCCUGCAUUGGGACCUGAUAGAAAGCAUUUUAUUUUUUUAUAUAUUAAAUAUUUAUGUGUGUAUGUGAGUAACUAUGAAUUGUACAGAUAAACAUGUACAUACAAUGCUCAGCGUUCCCUG
Messenger RNA from Leptosomus discolor (cuckoo roller), 1563 nucleotides. Lineage: Eukaryota; Metazoa; Chordata; Aves; Leptosomiformes; Leptosomidae. The record is from RefSeq and is a predicted model, not a curated record.